Messenger RNA from Daldinia childiae, 2511 nucleotides. RefSeq names its product Endoribonuclease YSH1. The transcript has 5 exons. Bases 1 to 2511 code for a protein of 836 amino acids. Gene Ontology annotation, cellular component: mRNA cleavage and polyadenylation specificity factor complex. Gene Ontology annotation, molecular function: 5'-3' exonuclease activity; RNA binding; RNA endonuclease activity. Gene Ontology annotation, biological process: mRNA 3'-end processing by stem-loop binding and cleavage. The record is from RefSeq and is a predicted model, not a curated record. Lineage: Eukaryota; Fungi; Ascomycota; Sordariomycetes; Xylariales; Hypoxylaceae.
AUGGCAUCUAAGCGCAAGGCUUCGGUAAUGGCUGCGGCUUCGGCUGUUGAUGAGGAGCCAGUAGAUCCAGCAGAUGAACUGAUGUUUCUAUGUCUAGGAGGUGGAAACGAAGUCGGCCGAUCAUGCCAUAUCAUCCAGUACAAAGGAAAAACAGUCAUGCUUGAUGCUGGCCAACAUCCUGCUUACGAUGGCCUCGCCGCUCUCCCCUUCUUUGACGACUUCGACUUAAGCACUGUCGAUGUUCUCCUUAUUAGCCAUUUCCAUAUAGACCACGCCGCAUCUCUUCCCUAUGUUCUAGCGAAGACCAAUUUCAGAGGCAGAGUCUUUAUGACGCAUCCAACCAAGGCUAUCUAUAAAUGGCUUAUCCAAGACAGUGUCCGAGUCGGCAACACUUCGUCGAAUCUUACAUCACAACCCGUAUACACAGAACAGGACCAUCUGAAUACCUUCUCUCAGAUCGAGGCAAUCGAUUACCACACAACUCACACUAUCUCUUCUAUUAGGAUUACUCCUUAUCCCGCUGGUCAUGUACUAGGUGCUGCGAUGUUCCUCAUAGAGAUAGCUGGACUGAACAUAUUCUUCACGGGAGAUUAUUCUCGAGAGCAAGACAGACAUUUAGUAUCUGCAGAGGUCCCUAGAGGCGUUAAAAUCGAUGUGCUUAUCACUGAAUCGACUUAUGGAGUAUCAACCCAUGUCCCAAGACUGGAGAGGGAGCAGGCAUUAAUGAAAUCGAUCACGGGUAUCCUCAACCGAGGUGGACGAGUCCUAAUGCCCGUGUUCGCUUUAGGCAGAGCUCAGGAGCUUUUACUAAUCUUAGAUGAGUACUGGGGUAAGCACCAGGAAUUCCAAAAGAUUCCCAUCUACUACGCUAGCAAUCUAGCACGAAAGUGUAUGGUUGUGUACCAGACAUACAUUGGGGCUAUGAACGACAAUAUUAAGCGUUUGUUUCGAGAACGAAUGGCAGAGGCUGAGGCUGCAGGAGAUGGUGCGGGUAAAGGCGGUCCUUGGGACUUCAAGUAUAUUAGGUCUCUCAAAAGCCUUGAUAGGUUUGACGACGUUGGCGGCUGCGUCAUGCUUGCAAGCCCUGGAAUGUUGCAGAACGGUAUUAGCAGAGAGCUACUGGAGAGAUGGUCACCGAACGAGAAGAACGGAGUUAUUAUCACAGGUUACAGUGUCGAAGGCACCAUGGCCAAGUAUAUCGUCCAGGAGCCAGAUCAGAUUCAGGCCGUCAUGUCAAGGAGUGUCAAUGCCGUGCGGAGGGCCCCUGGUGGCGAUAGCGAGAAAGUUAUGAUACCUCGAAGAUGUAGCGUUGCCGAAUAUUCUUUUGCCGCGCAUGUCGACGGCCAAGAAAAUAAGGACUUUAUCGAAGAAGUGGGAGCUCCUGUGGUGAUUUUGGUGCAUGGCGAGCAGCACAAUAUGAUGCGUUUGAAGUCCAAGCUAUUAUCAUUGAACGCGGGGAAAACAGAUAAGGUCAAAGUGUUUAGUCCUAGGAAUUGUGAAGAACUACGCAUCCCAUUCAAAACCGAUAAGGUUGCUAAGGUAGUCGGCAAACUUGCGUCGAUACCCCUCCCAAAGCAUUUACCUUCGCCUGACGACCAAAACACCGAACUAGUAACCGGAGUUAUCGUUCAGAACGACUUCAAGAUGUCCCUAAUGGAUCCUGAGGAUUUGCGCGAAUACGCAGGUCUUACGACUUCUACGAUCGCGUGUCGACAGCGAUUUACCUUGACCGCAGCUGGUAUCGACCUCAUCAAAUGGGGUCUCGAGGGCACGUUUGGCAGCAUCGAGGAACUUCCGGAGACUAAGAAUCGAAAGGAGACCUCCGAGAACGAGGAGACAAACGGGGAUGACAAGAAGACCGAAGCAGACGAAGAGAUCGCCCAGCUUGUUGCGGCAUACCUGGUCAUGGGUUGCGUCACGGUACGAUAUCGCAACAACGGCGAGGUAGAAUUGGAAUGGGAAGGUAAUAUGCUGAACGAUGGCAUUGCCGACGCCGUCAUGGCGGUUCUACUGUCUGUCGAGAGCAGCCCUGCUGCUGUGAAGCGAUCCGCGAACAAGGAUUCCCACUCCCACCAGUUGCCGGCCCGCAACCCUCACGCCAAUCUCACGCCGGAGGAGCGGUUGGAGCGCCUGUUCAUGUUCCUCGAGGCGCAGUUCGGCGCCGACGCGCUUACUCCCAUCACGGUGCCCAAACUACCGCCUCUAGUCAAGGACAAGAAGCCUAAAAAUCCCGAUGGCGACAACGAAGACGCUGCUUCCGAUGCGUCUAUGGAGCUGUCAGAUGACGGUGACGAAGAGGAGCGGCUCCUAGAGCUGCGGCAGAAGACGGAGCUCGAGCGUCUUCACAAGAUCGGUAUUCCCGUGCCGGGCAUUACUAUCAAGGUGGACAAGAUGGUAGCUACGGUCUGGCUCGAGGAUAUCGAGGUGGAGUGCCAGCAUAAGGCAUUCGCUGACCGGGUCAAGGCUGUCGUCGAACGGGCUGUCGAGAUCACGGCGCCGCUGUGGGGCUGA